AUGUCAGGGCCGUCGUCCCGGCGUCGUCCGGGCCUUUUGUAUACUGCGCCUGCUUUUGGGUUAUCUUUGCUUUUCUUGUGGUUCUGGAUCGGUAGGCAUCAUGAGCAGCCAGUUGUCUACCCUCCCCCGAGGCCGAUCAAUAAUGCGCCCGAGAAGGAGAUGAUUAGGGAAGAUUGGGAUUUUGUCCGAGACGCAAGAAAUUUUCUGAUGACUGAUGCGCGGUGCGAUGAAGCGUUUCCAGAGCUGUUCAAGGAGAUAGACCGGGCUGUGGAAGUACGGAAGAACGAUCAUGUCACCCUGAAAGAGCUGGACGAAAUAGUGAAAGUCAAGGGUUACAUGCGAGCUAUGAUUUAUGACCAACAGCUCUACGUUCUCGACGCGGCAGCGUUAGCGAUCAACUUGCGCGAGCAAGCUACACUUCACGCCAUCCACCGCGCAAUCGUUACCUCCCCCGAACCCCUCCCAAACAUCGAGUUCGUAUUCAUGUCUGACGACAUCGCAGCCGGCACCCCAGAGGCAAAAUGGUCAUACUCGCGGCAAUUGAACGAGACCUACAACUGGCUGAUGCCCGACUUUGGGUACUGGUCCUGGCCAGAGCCCAAAAUCGGUUCAUACCUCGAAGUACAGAUGAAAGCGACCGCAAUGGACACCAAGCUGGCAUGGCGGAAGAAAACCAACAAGCUGAUAUGGCGAGGCGCAAGCAUGGAGCUUCUGGUGCGAGAACAACUCGUCAACGUUUCACGCGGACACGAAUGGGGGGACGUCAAGAUCUUUAGCUGGGAAGAGGAGGGCCCCAAGCCAGAAAGCAAGGAAAUCCUCACCAUGGAUGAGCACUGCGCCUACAAAUACGUCGCGCACACCGAAGGCAUCUCGUACUCCGCGCGCCUGCAAAACCUGCAGAACUGCAACAGCGUCAUCGUCUCGCACCAGCUCAAGUGGCUGCAGCACCACCACCACCUCAUGGUCUCUUCCGGCCCGGACCAGAACUUCGUCGAGGUGGCGGCGGAUUUCAGCAAUCUGCCGGAAACGAUGGAGCGCUUGUUGAAGAAUGAUGCGGACUCGGAACGCAUCGCGGGGAAUAAUGUGAGGACGUUUCGAGAGCAUUAUUUGACGCCGGCGGCGGAGACGUGUUAUUGGCGGAAGCUGUUUAGGGGGUAUGCGAGCGUCAGCUUUGAGCCGGAGUUCUUUGAUGCGAAGGGGAAGUGGAGGGGCUUGCCGAUGGAGAGCUAUGUACUGGAGAGGAAGCUGACUUGGAACCCUCAUUAG
This is a messenger RNA of Hyaloscypha bicolor E, 1266 nucleotides long. Its product is annotated as DUF821 domain-containing protein. Lineage: Eukaryota; Fungi; Ascomycota; Leotiomycetes; Helotiales; Hyaloscyphaceae. The transcript is spliced from 2 exons. The coding region runs from base 1 to 1266 and encodes 421 amino acids. The record is from RefSeq and is a predicted model, not a curated record.